UCGUUAGUUUCAUAGAAACGGCCGACCACAGAAGCAGAUAGCAUGACUCCUUUGUUUCUGUUCCUUUUGUCGUCGCUGGUAGCUACCACUUGCGGAUUACCUCCAGGAGAUCAUCAGUCAAGAAUAGUGAAUGGCACAGACGCUGCAGACGGCGAAUUUCCUUUCGUGGUUCAGUACGUUUAUCUGCUUGGGUCACCGGAAUGCGGCGCCUCUGUCAUCAAUGAGUACUGGGUGAUGACUGCAGCCCACUGUGUAUACCUCUCCGAUGUGGAAAACAUGUACAUCCGUCCUGGCACCAACGACGGAAGAGAUGAUGAAGCACCAAUGAUCCAUGUCAGUGAACGAGUCGUUCACGAGAAUUUCAGUAGGGUGAGCCUAGAAAACGAUAUUGCGCUGUUGAAGCUGGAGCAGCCCCUGUCAUUUGGCCCUAAAAUACAGCCAGCGCUUCUGCCAGAACCAUUUGAACAGACUGCAGCUGGAACAGAAGCCACCGUUGUUGGGUGGGGAAUGACAGAGGCGUACCCUCCCACAAACGCCCUGCAGAAAGCUGACAUCGUGGUGUGGUCAGACGAGGACUGCCAGCAGGCGUACUCGGGCUACGACUACCAUCCGCUGCCGUCCAACAUCUGCGCCGCGCUGCCAGAGGGCGGCAGAGGCCAGUGUAACGGAGAUUCUGGGAGCCCUCUGAUAGCAAAUGGCUAUCAAAUCGGAAUAGUCUCAUGGUCCAGGAAACCUUGCGCUUCUAGAGGAUCACCAGGAGUUUUCACAGAAGUUUCUUAUUACGUGGACUGGAUAAAAGAGAAGACGAGCAACUCUUCCACAGCUGACAAAAUUUCAUCAAGUUAGUCCAUACACGCCCUAAUAUAAGAAACUGCGCUUUUAUUUGGAUUUAAAAUGUGUAUAAUGUUUUCAGUUGCUUAAAAUAAAACGAGAGAAACCCGCUUUCAAUGUCAA
This is a messenger RNA of Schistocerca gregaria, 954 nucleotides long. RefSeq names its product trypsin-1-like. Bases 43 to 846 code for a protein of 267 amino acids. The transcript has 7 exons. NCBI's taxonomy places the organism in Eukaryota, Metazoa, Arthropoda, Insecta, Orthoptera, Acrididae. Gene Ontology annotation, molecular function: serine-type endopeptidase activity. The record is from RefSeq and is a predicted model, not a curated record. Gene Ontology annotation, biological process: proteolysis.